CGGCGGGAGGAGGGCCGCGGGGAAGAUGGCGGCGCUGUGACUGACAUUCUGGGCCAGGCCCGGCUAGAGAGGGCGGGGACACCGGGCAGUGAGCGGAGAGCGGCGGCCGGGAUUCUCAGGCAAGGCCGGGGCUGCUCCUCUGGUUGCCGCCAGCGCCGUCCAGGCCCGCGGUAGCGUCGGGCGAGGCCGGGGGGUUUCGGGGCCUGAGCGGCCUGCUGUGCAGACUUCCCCCCCCCCCCCGGAGUGCGGAGACUGCGGCCGGCCCGCGGCCUUCAGGAGAGCCCGGGGAUCGGGCCUGUACGGGGCGCCCAGGAUGACGGACACCCGGCGGCGGGUGAAGGUCUACACCCUGAACGAGGACCGGCAGUGGGAUGACCGGGGCACCGGACACGUCUCCUCCGGAUAUGUGGACCGCCUGAAGGGCAUGUCUCUGUUGGUGAGGGCCGAGAGUGACGGUUCACUUCUUCUGGAAUCAAAAAUCAAUGCCAACACGGCUUACCAGAAACAGCAGGACACAUUAAUCGUGUGGUCGGAGGCUGAAAACUAUGACCUGGCUCUGAGUUUUCAGGAAAAAGCUGGAUGUGACGAGAUCUGGGAGAAAAUAUGUCAGGUUCAAGGGAAAGACCCCUCGGUGGACAUCACUCAGGACCUUGUGGACGAAUCGGAAGAGGAGCGCUUCGAGGACAUGUCCUCCCCAGGCCUGGAGCUACCAGGCUGUGAACUUAGCCGGCUAGAGGAGAUCGCCGAAGUCGUGGCAUCGUCGUUACCGUCUCCGCUACGUCGCGAGAAACUUGCCCUGGCCCUGGAGAAUGAGGGAUAUAUCAAAAAACUCCUGGAACUUUUCCACGUGUGUGAAGACCUGGAGAACGUUGAAGGAUUGCACCAAUUGUAUGAAAUAAUCAAGGGGAUCUUCCUUUUAAACCGAACUGCACUCUUUGAGGUCAUGUUUUCAGAAGACUGCAUUAUGGACAUCAUUGGCUGCUUAGAGUACGACCCGUCUUUGUCCGUGCAGCGCAAACACCGCGAGUUUCUAACAAAAACUGCUAAGUUUAAAGAGGUGAUUCCCAUAUCAGACCUUGAACUGAAACAGAAAAUUCACCAGACCUACAGAGUGCAGUAUAUACAAGACGUGGUAUUGCCCACCCCUUCUGUCUUUGAAGAAAACAUGCUGUCCACGCUUCACUCUUUCAUAUUUUUUAACAAGGUGGAGAUAGUUGGGAUGUUACAGAGAUGAAAAGUUUUUCUUACAGAAUUAUUUGCGCAACUCACAGAUGAAGCAACAGAUGAGAGAAGAGGCAAGAGCUAUAAGUCUAGUCAUCGAAUGGUAAAUUUCCUGAAAGAGUUUUGUGCUUUCUCUCAAACAUUACAACCUCAGAAUAGAGACUCUUUCUUCAAGACCCUGUCCAACAUGGGCAUACUGCCCGCCCUGGAAGUGAUUCUGGGUAUGGACGACGCACAGGUUCGAAGUGCAGCCACCGAUAUAUUCUCAUAUCUGGUGGAAUAUAACCCAUCUAUGGUCCGCGAGUUUGUAAUGCAGGAAGCUCAGCAAAAUGAUGAUGACAUCCUUCUGAUCAACCUCAUUAUUGAGCAUAUGAUAUGUGACACAGAUCCUGAGCUAGGGGGCGCUGUACAACUUACGGGACUGCUACGGACCUUGGUAGAUCCGGAUAACAUGCUUGCAACUACCAGUAAAACAGAGAAGACAGAAUUUUUGGGAUUCUUCUACAAGCACUGCAUGCAUGUCCUCACUGCCCCCUUACUGGCCAACACUACAGAGGAAAAGCCCAGCAAAGAUGACUUCCAGACGGCACAGCUGCUGGCGCUGAUCUUGGAGCUGUUGACUUUCUGUGUUGAACAUCACACGUAUCACAUAAAGAAUUACAUCAUCAACAAGGACAUCCUGCGCAGAGUGUUGGUCCUCAUGUCUUCUGCACAUUCUUUUCUGUCCUUGUGUUCGCUGCGGUUUAUGCGGAAGAUUGUUGGUCUAAAGGAUGAAUUCUACAACCGAUACAUAGUGAAAAGUUUCCUGUUUGAACCUGUAGUGAAAACCUUUCUCAAUAACGGAGCACGGUAUAAUCUCCUGAACUCCGCCAUUAUUGAGAUCUUUGAAUAUGUUCGCGUGGAGGAUAUUAAGUCGUUAACGGCGCAUGUCAUUGAAAAUUACUGGAAAGCUUUGGAAGAUGUUGAUUAUGUACAGACGUUUAAAGGACUCAAACUGAGAUAUGACCAGCAGCGAGAGAGACAGGACAACCCCAAGCUUGACAGCAUGCGCUCUAUCCUCAGGAAUCAUCGGUACCGGCGCGAUGCACGCUCCAUAGAAGAUGAGGAAGAAAUGUGGUUCAACACGGAUGACGAAGACCUGGAGGAUGGAGAUCCGAUCGUGCUUCCUUCUGACAAAAUAAAGAACAGCGAAGAUCUAAUGGAUCCUAUCAGCAAGUUCAUGGAAAGAAAGAAGUUGAAGGAGAGUGAAGAGAAGGAGGUUCUUCUGAAGACCAGCCUCACUGGCCGACAGAGUCCAAGUUUUAAACUUUCCUUUUCUGGAGGGACAAAGACAACCCUCACCAGCCAAUCAACAGCAAGCAGUUUACCGGGAUCCCCCACCUCGCCUGGAUCUCCCGGCUCACCCGAUUCUCCAGGGUCCGUUUCCAAAAGCACACCUCAGACGGCAGCUAUUACUACAAAGGGAGGCCUAGUAGGACUGGUAGAUUAUCCAGACGACGAUGAGGAGGAGGAUGAUGACGAAGAGGAAAAGGAAGAGACUCUACCGAUCUCUAAAAAAGCAAGGCUUGGCUCUUAAUACCAGCGUUUCUUUGGACAACUCCCCUUGAAAUAACUGAUCUCCCGCAAAGAACCGAGAAUCCACCACAGCCAGAAGCAGCACUGUGGGAUGGGUCCGACACAAACAACACGUAGACUUCUGCUCAUCAAGUGCCAAUUCCCCCGGAGCGCCAGGAGAGGGAAGACGACCGUUGGAAAGAGACGACUUAGCCUUGUACUCUCCCGUGUAGACCACACAUUGCCCUUUUCUCAGGGAAGGAAAAACAAACAAAAAAACGUAAAAUAAAAAAAAGCCAACAGGGCAGGGGUUUAUUGUUAAACUCUUGAUUGGCUGGUCAGUUGCUCCAAAGUUGAUGGAGAGAGGUUCCGAAAAACACGCCGUUCCGUAAAGUCUGCAGCUAUACAACGGAUGCCAGCACUUCAGAUUGGGUGGAAUGUUUCUGCCUGUAUAGGAUUCCCACAUCCUGAACAUUUCUCAUUGCCACAACAGGUUUUUAAACCCUCAGUGGGGUGAGCCGAUUACAAAAUUUUUGUUUUUUCCUUUUUUUUUUUUUUUUCUAAUUUUAUUUUUCUUUUACAUCUGAGUCCCCCCCCCCCCUCCCCUCUCCCUCCCCCAUUGCCCUGGAAACUGCAGCUUUCAUUUGGAGGUGUAGGGGAAACAUCUCCAACCUUCUUGAUUAAAAAUUUGAGUGGAAUUCUAGAUGUGUUCACUUUGUGUCCUGUUUUUGAAUCAUUUUUAUAUUCUUAUUUCUCCACCCUGGGCUUCUGCCGACUUGUUCAAUCUCUAUUUGGGACCAUUAAAUUUUUUUCAUUGUA
Molecule: messenger RNA, 3594 nt
Organism: Rana temporaria (common frog)
Lineage: Eukaryota; Metazoa; Chordata; Amphibia; Anura; Ranidae
Gene: PPP4R3A
Product: protein phosphatase 4 regulatory subunit 3A
Biological process (GO): protein dephosphorylation; DNA damage response
Cellular component (GO): protein phosphatase 4 complex; nucleoplasm
Molecular function (GO): protein phosphatase activator activity
Source: RefSeq, a predicted model, not a curated record